AUUACAGAACAGGCCCAUGUUUUACACAAGUUAACAACCAGAUGUGUCAGGGCCAGUUAACUGGAAUUGUUUGCACAAAAACCCUCUGUUGUGCAACCAUUGGGCGUGCAUGGGGUCACCCCUGUGAAAUGUGCCCUGCUCAACCUCAGCCAUGCCGUCGUGGUUUCAUCCCUAAUAUUCGCACUGGAGCAUGUCAAGAUGUUAAUGAAUGCCAGGCUAUCCCUGGAGUCUGUCAAGGAGGAAACUGCAUUAAUACAGUAGGUUCGUAUGAGUGCAAGUGUCCUGCAGGUCACAAACAGAAUGAGGCAACUCAAAAAUGUUAUGAUGUUGAUGAAUGCAGCAUCAUCCCAGGAAUCUGUGAAGGGGGUGAAUGCUCUAACACUGUGGGAAGUUACUUCUGCAUCUGCCCACGGGGUUAUGUCACAUCUGCAGAUGGCUCCCGCUGUAUUGAUCAGAGGGCAAGUACAUGUUUCUCCAGCGUAGUGAACGGCCGCUGUGCACAGGAGCUCCCCGGUAGGUUCACCAAAAGACAGUGCUGCUGUGAGUCUGGCCGAUGCUGGGCCAUCAGGUCUGUUCCAGAGAUGUGUCCUGUCAGAGGAUCUGAUGAACACCGCAGACUUUGUGUGGUUGGUCCUCCUGCUGGCGGUGAUUCCAGAGGUGGUGGGACAGGAGGAAACGGUUUCCUUCCUGGUGGCAAUGGCAACAGCUAUGGCCCAGGAGGGGCAGGAUUCAUUCCCAUCCCUGGAAGCAAUGGUUUCUCCCCAGGUGUAGUUGGAGCAGGGGUAGGGACAGGUGGUCAAAGUCCAACUGGAAAUGGCCCAAUAAUUACAGGGCUAACAAUACUCAAUCAGACUAUAGACAUCUGUAAGCACCAUCCCAACCUUUGUUUAAAUGGACGUUGUAUACCAACCCUUUCCAGUUACCGAUGUGAGUGCAACAUGGGAUAUAAGCAGGAUGAAAAUGGGGAUUGUAUUGAUGUUGAUGAAUGCACAUCAAACCCAUGCUCUAAUGGAGACUGUGUCAACACACCUGGUUCCUAUUACUGCAAGUGCCACACAGGUUUCCAGAGAACUCCAACCAAACAAGCUUGCAUUGAUGUAGAUGAGUGCAUCCAGAAUGGUGUUCUUUGUAAAAAUGGUCGGUGUGUAAACACUGACGGAAGUUUCCAAUGUAUUUGCAAUGCUGGGUUUGAACUGACUGCAGAUGGAAAAAAUUGUGUGGACCAUGAUGAGUGUACCACUACAAACAUGUGUUUAAAUGGAAUGUGUAUAAAUGAAGAUGGGAGUUUUAAAUGCAUCUGCAAACCCGGAUUUGUUCUGGCCUCAAAUGGUCGUUACUGUACCGAUAUUGAUGAAUGUCAGACAUCAGGAAUUUGCAUGAACGGACAUUGCAUAAAUUCCGAAGGAUCCUUUCGGUGUGAGUGCCCACCUGGCCUGGCUGUUGGAGUCGAUGGUCGUGUAUGUGUAGAAUCAGUUCUCCAAAUAAACCUAGGGAUUGACCAGGAAAACCUCAUGAAUGUAGAACUGAGAGUAGGCAUAAGGGACUUCUCCCUCAUUUGGGAAAUGACAGGACCACUUGAAUUUGCCAUUGAUUUUCAGUUAGCUGGGUUAGUAACAGAGCAGUUUUUCACUCCAGAUUCAGUGUUCAGUGGACUGUUUCCAUGGAGUGAUCAUUUAUCUGAUAUUAAUGAGUGCGCAUUGGAUCCUGAUAUUUGCACGAAUGGAAUCUGUGAAAACCUACGUGGCAGCUAUCGUUGUAACUGUAACAGUGGCUAUGAGCCUGAUCCUUCUGGAAGGAAUUGUGUGG
This is a messenger RNA of Merops nubicus (carmine bee-eater), 1806 nucleotides long. RefSeq names its product fibrillin-2-like. The transcript has 13 exons. The annotation marks the transcript as partial. Gene Ontology annotation, molecular function: calcium ion binding. NCBI's taxonomy places the organism in Eukaryota, Metazoa, Chordata, Aves, Coraciiformes, Meropidae. The record is from RefSeq and is a predicted model, not a curated record.